This is a messenger RNA of Dentiscutata erythropus, 1815 nucleotides long. Lineage: Eukaryota; Fungi; Glomeromycota; Glomeromycetes; Diversisporales; Gigasporaceae. The record is from the annotation of a GenBank genome assembly.
AUGUACAUCAUACUACCUAAAACAUACAAUCUUGCACUAUUACUUGCCAUCUCUGGAACUUUGACAGUUGCUAUUCCACUUAGAAAGAGGGAUCAGCCAGAUGGUUGUGCUAAUAUUCAUGAAAGUUUUGCUGCGUCAAUAAGUGGAAAUACCACUUUAAAUAUAACAUAUGCGGACGUUAAAAAUUGUUACAUGAGCUUUCCUUAUGAUCUUCAGCGGGCUACUGAAGUAAUUGAAUCACUUAAAGGAAUAUAUGAAACUUUCUAUGUAUUUUAUGAUCAAGCGAGGGAACAACCAGUGAAAGGUUUUGACUACAGACCUAUUGACUUAUCUGCUGAACUUGAUGCGAUACUAAAAAAGAGUUAUACAACAGAGUUUGAAUUUUUUUCAGAUGUAUCUCAACUUUACAUUGAUCUUAGGGACGAUUCCUCAAACAAUAGAUGUGAAGUUAUUACCAUUGAUGGUACCCCUGCUUUAAAAGCCAUUACUAAUUUUGCUGAAAAAUAUGUUAAAAAUUCCCGUGACCUUGGUGUAAGAUUUAAUAUGGCAUUAUCGUCUCUCUCAUUUCAAUCUGGUCAAUUUGGCAUAAAUCCGAACUUUUUAAGUUCAAGUCUAUUUACCAGACGUAUAACUUUACCAGAGUCAGAUAGUAUUACUUAUGAGCUCAAAUGUAAUAAUAGCAAAACUAAAACUUUAGUAAGACCUUGGAUUAUAAUUAAUAAUUCUUAUAAUACUUUUAAUUUUACUGAUUCCAAAAGUUAUUAUGAGUCAUUGUGCCUCGUGCAAAAUACCCAACAACCUACUAUUCCCGUGCCACAAAAAAAUUCGGGAUUAAAUAUAAAUUCAGGAUCUGGAUUUGUUAAUGCAAACAUGUCUGGUCAACUUAUCAGCAAUCUUGAUAAUUUUACCAUAUUUUAUAAAUAUGGUGAUACUGGUGUCGUGUUGGUACCAAAUUUCUUGCCCCCAACUUUUGCACUUGAUCAGAAUAAGUUUAAUUCAGAACUUGUAGAUGCAUUUAAUACGUUUGCUGCAACCGGAGUAAAAAAAGUUGUUCUUGAUUUUACUAGUAAUACAGGUGGAUUCAUACCUCUUGCACAAUUCUUUGACGAAAUUUUUUUACGGCAAAAAAAUUUUACAUUCCCACGUGACAUUAAGAUUAAUAAUGUUACAACAUUCCUUAUUGAAGAAGCUGAUAAAGAAAGACUUGGUUCUGUAGCAUUAAGUUUUUCUCCUAAUCUAGAGCAGUCAAUAGUUACUGGUCAGCCAUUUCAGAACGCUAAUGAAUUAAUUGGUAACAAUAAAUUCACAAGAGGUGGCAAAACUGUACAAUUUUCAAAUCUAUUUUUCGAUAUAUUAAAUGAUUCUGCUAUAAAUGGUUGGAAUUCUCCAUGGACGAAUAAGGACAUUAUUUUACUUACUAAUGGCGCUUGUGUAUCUUCUUGUGCACAGACUGCUCAAUAUAUAGCAGAACAGGCUAACAUCGCUACUGUUUCUGUCGGUGGUUUUUACAAUCGAAGUAUGUCUUACUCUUCAUUCCCUGGUGGAAAUGUAGUAAAUGUAAAUGAUCUCUAUAACCAAAUUGGUAAUAUCACAAGUAACACCACUGAUUCCCCUCCUCCAAUACCAAAAAACUUUGCCAAUGAUGUUGCAAUGUUUUUCUUUACAUUAACUUAUAGUGAAACUCAUGAUUUAGAAUUCCCUGAUCAGAUAAAUGAAUUUAUGUUUCGAUCUGCUACCCAUAGAUUAUACUAUGAUGAUGAAAGUAUUCUUGAUCCUAGUAGUUUAUGGUUACAAGCUGCGGAAUUAAUUUCUUAA